Lycium ferocissimum is the source of this 385-nucleotide messenger RNA. Its product is annotated as ubiquitin C-terminal hydrolase 13-like. The record is from RefSeq and is a predicted model, not a curated record. NCBI's taxonomy places the organism in Eukaryota, Viridiplantae, Streptophyta, Magnoliopsida, Solanales, Solanaceae. The coding region runs from base 1 to 348 and encodes 115 amino acids. The transcript is spliced from 6 exons.
AUGGUGGAAGCAGGCAACCAUCUGCAAGUGCAGGUUGGUCAGUUAAGGGAAGAUUCUAACAAGACCAACAAUGCCGAGUUAAAAUUAUUCUUGGAAGUGGACUUUGGCCUGAUUGAAGAUGGGGAUAUUAUAUGCUUUCAGAAGAACGCUUCUCCUGAAGUUGAAGAACAAGUCCGAUUUCCAGACGUUCCUUCAUAUCUGGAGUAUGUAAAAAAUCGCCAGAUUGUACAUUUCAGAGCGCUGGAAAAACCGAAGGAAGAAGAUUUCUGUUUGGAGUUAGCAAAAAGUGAUACAUCAGUCUUUCUUUGGAAGCGCACACUGAUUGAGGAAAGAAUUUUUCUCCUCUAAUUUGAUUCUGCAGUUUAUUCUUUCCUUUUGGUUUGUU